AUGAGACGAGGUGAUACAAGUGGGACGAACGCUCAGACCAGCCAGAAACAGUUUCAAACUCCGGAUAAACCUCCAGGUCCUUCAACGGUAUCUGACGGCUUGAGAGGAUCAUUGAGUUCAAAGAAGAGGACUGGAACACCCGCAUCUCCAGCUUCUACAUUUAAGUCAUGGAAGAGGACCUCAUUUGCCGGAGCUCGAGACCAGCCGACACUCACCCAGAUCGAUUUCGUGACACAGGUAUCGCAGCCUCAGUCAGAUGACGAUGAUCUCGAUUUUAUUGAUGAAGCACCUGAGAAUGGUACAAGGAGGCAUAAGGAGGUCAUCGAGAUAGCAGAUGAUUCUGAUAAUGAUGCCGAUUAUCGACCACCCUCAAAUUCGCGAGCCUCGCGAGCCCACGGCGUCAGGUUCGAUCGGGAUGCGAAUAAUGUCGGGUCUAAGCAGUCUAGGGUGGUUAGUCAAGAUGCUGGCCCUUCAAAACGGGGUCGGAGAAAAAGUGGUGACGGUGUCAAGGGCAACAAGAAGGGCAAGAACAAUCAACAGAAAGAUAAGACAUUGACACAGAUGGACUAUGUUAGGCGGUACUUGAAGAUCGAGCCGGAUGAGGAUGUCAAAUUGGAGUACACAUAUACCACUCCUCACAAGCAUGAACGAAAAUCUCAUAACUUGCCUCCUCCAAACGCCGAAGAUAUGGCCCGCGGUCCGAAUGAUACCUAUGCCACUUCAAGUGAGUCUAAGAGACGGAAACUGGAUCACGAGCUCCGGUCAAAUGGAGAAGUGGAAUUGGCCAAGGACUCUAAAGCGACUCGAUUAUUUGGAGGCCCAGUCACGCCGCGGAAGCCUAGCCGAUCGGAAAUACCCUCCUCUCAGUCUCCAGAGAGUCCCGGACUUGCAAUCAUCACAUCAUCGCAGUUCCGCGGUGCUACUCGUUCUCCCCUUAAACGGGAGUCCCCGACCCCAACUGUUAAACGUAUCAAAGAAGAAUCUCCUGGCUACGAUCGAGUAAAUCAUUCCCCUCAAAGUCUGGAACGAACAUUGCACCUUGAUUCAAUACCGCCAUCUAUGAAAUCCCAUCCCCCGCCGACAAUCAAGCUUACUUCAAAAGAAAGCUUAGAAACCAAUGCGAGCUCUACCCAAUCCCACUCUACGAAAGGGGCAACAGUCACCAAAGAGGGAACUAAUACACUCCAUGAACUCGAUGAGCAUCCUCUGACUACACAGAGGACUGUCGUUUAUGAAACAGACGCUGAGACCGAUAGUGACGACAUCCCAGACAACGGACUCAAUAUACCUGGUCUACCUUCCGAAGAAGCGACUGCAAACCAGUUCCAUACUUAUGAAGAUGAUAAUAAGCUGCCUAAUGAAGAUUCUCAAGAACUUCCACCAAUUCCUCCCUCGGGGCUAGAUUUUGAAUGUGGUCCUCUGCAAUUAGAAACCAAUUUGCCAUCUGAUGCAUCAAUAUACUACCGGAGGCCGCAGCAGGCUACACAGUUCCCACUUGAGCCAAUACCCGCGAUUAAUACACAAAAGAUGGCGGAGCUCUUUCCAGAUCAUCAGCAAGAGCCGGCCACUGCCUCCGAAUUCCGGUCAUCACCGUACCGUCCUCUAUAUACUCAAACACAGACCCAAUCUCAAACUCAAGACCAAGACAAAUCUUCAACAGACAUUGUUCCCGAAUCAUCACCUAUUGUACGCUGUGAAAGCGGAAAUAUUCCAAAUGCCGCUAUUCAACGUGGACCUGCUACUCGAGAAUCUGUCGUGCAGGUGGAGUCUUCACAACCUGCAGAUAGAUUUCAACGGAAGGCCGAUGCUGAUGGAAGCUCUCAGCCGCGUGGUAUUAUAUCAAAAAGUGCACUCCUGACAUCAAGUGUCAUGGAAAGUAUACCAUUGCCGGCGUUCAUAUUGGGUAGUCAGGAUAGUAUCGGGGAGCCUUACUCAGAUAUCUAA
This is a messenger RNA of Aspergillus bombycis, 1944 nucleotides long. RefSeq lists its product as uncharacterized. The transcript has a single exon. NCBI's taxonomy places the organism in Eukaryota, Fungi, Ascomycota, Eurotiomycetes, Eurotiales, Aspergillaceae. The record is from RefSeq and is a predicted model, not a curated record. Bases 1 to 1944 code for a protein of 647 amino acids.